CAUGCCUUGGAUCCCAUUCGACCUUUCACAUCGCACCGCCCGCCUCUCUGACCGACUGCACCGACUGCACCGACUGCACGCCUCACCUGGCCGUACCACGAUAUCACCACCUCGACUCGAACCCCGUCUCCCCUGUGUGCCACCUCUUGUCGGGCCCUCCUCGCCACUGACAGCCCACGCCGGCAACCGAUCCUUCCAGAGUCGCUUUCGUCAUCACAGCACGGCCCAAAGCCCGAACUGCUUCGGCCCAACAACCAACAUCCAUCCUCUCCUUGAGCCGCCGCCGCCGCCGUCGCCGCCCACCCACACCACACGACAUCCGCAUAUCGCAUCGCCUCGCAGCCCGUCCCGUCCGGCCCUCCGCCCCGUCGACUGACUGACUGACUGACUGACCGACUCUCUUGUGACUCCCCUGACGGUGCCAAGAGCCGACACUUGACACCACCAAGAGGAAGGGCUCUCAUGCCCGUGCCGUGGCCCAGCCAGCCGAAGCCCAUGCCUCCACAACCUCGACGCAUCCAUUCUUGCCCGCGAGAAUAAGACCCACUCUCCCUUCCCGAUCCCCGACUCGAAUCUGCGAUCCAGGCUCGGCUCGAGACCCACCGAAAACUGCCUGACCAUCUCGCCCUCCCGCGGCUCCCUCCUCGUCUGGAGCUCACCCCGAUGCCGUCCCCAACAUGAACGACUUCUACCAGAACCAGCUGGCCCAGGCCGCUGCUGCACAGCAGCGCCGCCAGCACCAGGGCCGCCCCGCCAACAUGAUGAUGCCGCCCAGCGUCAACCCCGCCGGCCAUCCCCCCCGCGGCUCCCCCACCAUGCAGCAUCCCAUGAUGCCCACAAUGUCCCCCGACACGGCCAUGAUGGGCGGUGACUCGCUCGACGAGAUCAUCAACCAGAACACCGCCACUCGGAGGAGGCGGAGCGUCCCGCACCCCUUCUCCCCGAACCAGCCCCCCCAUGACGAGCCCGACCGGAGGAUGUCCAUGAACCUCGAGUUUGGGAGCAGCAACGACCACUACAGGGGCUUCCAGUUCGACAGCCCACUCACCACCGCACCGCCGCCCUCGUCCCUGGCAGACGGCAUGCCUUCCUAUGCCAACAUUGGCAACAUGACCUCGCCCCUGACCAUCCCCCCUCACACCGGCAACUUUGAGUUCUCGGCCAUGUCGCCCGAUGUCAUGAACAACAUGAUGAGCUUCUCCAACCUCAGUAUGAGCCAGAUGCAGGCAGACCCCAGCGGCAUGGGCCUGUACAGCAACCCAAACAUGAGCCCCCAGUAUGCAAACACCGGUAUGGAGCCCGUAUCGCCCGACUUUGCCAUGGACAUGAACCCGGACAGCUCCAUCGGCGUCGCCGCCGCCAAUGCGACUGGCUCAAACCUGGCCGACGAUGGCGACGACGACAUGAUGGUUGGAAACCACCAUUACGGGAGCAACGGCUCAGGCACCCCCCAGGCUGCUCAGGCGGGCGGCGGGCCCAUGGCGGCCUACAAUAUGGCCCCGCCCCUGUCGCGAGAGGUGUCCAACGCAAAUUCCUUCAACCAGUCCCCGGUUUCCCCGGGUGUUAGUACCGCCCGGGGCAGUCUCGUCCCCGAAACUCCCAUGCCGGCCCCGGCCGAAUCGGGAGCCGCCACACCGGGUGCUGAGGUCAAGCAAGAAUCAAAAAAUAUCUACUCCAAGAGUGGCUUCGACCUGGUGCGGGCUUUGUAUUACAUCGCCACGAGGCCCAACCCGGAGAUUCAGCUCGGCGCCGUGGACCUGUCCUGUGCCUUCGUCGUCUGCGACGUCACCAUGAACGACUGCCCCAUCAUCUACAUAUCAGACAACUUCCAGAACCUGACCGGAUACAGCCGUCAUGACAUCAUGGGCCAGAACUGCCGCUUCCUCCAGGCUCCUGAUGGCAAGGUCGAGGCCGGCACCAAGAGAGAAUUCGUCGCGAAUGAGGCCGUCCUCAACCUCAAGCAGAAGAUCCAGGAGGGCAAGGAGGUCCAGCAGAGCUUGAUCAACUACAGGAAAGGCGGCAAGCCCUUCCUCAACCUGCUCACAAUGAUUCCUAUCCCCUGGGACACGAAAGAGAUUCGAUACUUCAUCGGGUUCCAGAUUGACUUGGUCGAGUGCCCCGACGCCAUUGCGGGCCAGGAACUGGGUAAGGUCCAGGUCAACUACAAACACAGCGAUAUCGGCCAGUACAUCUGGAACCCACCCGAGGGUGAUCGGGUCGAGCCGGAUGCUGGGCAAACACUUUCUGCCGACGAUGUUUCCACCCUGCUACAGCAAUUGAAACCAGGAGGCACCAACCUGGGCGACUGGCACAAGCAGUCUUGGGACAAGAUGCUCCUGGAGAACGCAGACGACGUCGUCCACGUCUUGUCGCUCAAAGGACUGUUCAUGUACCUGUCACCCUCAUGUAAGAGGGUCCUGGAGUACGACACCAAGGAGCUCAUCGGCAACCAGCUGUCCUCCAUCUGUCACCCCUCCGACAUUGUCCCCGUCACCAGGGAGCUCAAAGACACGGCCGUCGGCAACCACGUCAACAUCGUCUUUCGGAUCCGGAGGAAAGAGAGCGGCUACACCUGGUUUGAGAGCCACGGGUCGCUGUUUGUGGAGCAAGGAAAGGGCAAGAAAUGCAUUAUCCUCGUGGGCCGAAAACGGCCCGUCUUUGCGUUAAGCAGGAGCAACAUCGAGAACAACGGCGGCAUUGGCGACGGUGAGCUCUGGUCAAAACUUUCAACGUCCGGAAUGUACUUGUUUGUGUCUUCGAAUUGCCGAUCAUUACUGGAUUUGCAACCAAACGACCUCGUGGGAACCAGCAUCCAGGAUCAGAUGCGCAAGGAGACACGGCCUGAAUUUGGCCGGUCAAUAGAGAAGGCCCGGAAGGGAAAAAUCGUCAAGUGCAAACAUGAGAUCCAAAACAAGAGGGGCCAAAUACUACAAGCCCAGACUAUCCUGUAUCCCGGAGACGCAGCCGAGGGGCAAAAGCCGACUUUCCUCCUGGCCCAGACAAAGCUUCUAAAAGCAUCAAGUAGGGCUCUGGCCCCAGCAUCGACCGCAGGCAAGUCCGCCCCAUCCAUGAUAAGCGCUGGGCCUCCCGAAGACGCCCACCAGCCAUCGCACGGCUCCCUUGCCUCGCCCAACAGGGUACGCUCAGUGUCUGGCGCAGAGCAGGGUAUUGUUUCUCAGGCCUCAGGCGGAGGCUUGGUUCUUGGUAACCAGGAUGCCGCCCUCGCCAGCGAUGACAACAUUUUCGACGAGCUCAAGACGACUCGAUGCUCAUCGUGGCAAUACGAGCUUCGCCAGAUGGAAAAGGUCAACAGGCUGUUGGCCGAGGAGCUGGGCCAGCUGCUGAGCAACAAGAAGAAGAGAAAGCGCAGGAAGGGCGUGGGAAACGUGGUUCGGGACUGCGCGAAUUGCCACACUCGUAACACCCCAGAGUGGCGCCGAGGGCCGAGUGGGCAGCGAGACUUGUGCAACAGCUGUGGUCUGCGAUACGCUAAGCAGACCGGCAGAGUCUCGCCCCGCAACUCGUCUCGCGGCGGCAAUGGUGACUCGCACUCGAAAAAGUCCAGCUCACCGAACCAAUCCUCACCUCUGCAUCGCGAGAUCUCCACCGCCUUGAGUGGCAUGGCCGGCACCCAGUCUCACAAGGCGGGCACUGUCGACAGCGUCGGCAACAGCAGCAAGACGACCCGGUCGCCCAGCACUGCAAGCGUGCCGAACACCACGGCCCCCAACACGAAUUCUGGGAGCGCCAACAGCAGCUCGGCCGGGGGCAGUGCGACGCCGAUGAAAGUGAUGAUGCCACCUCCCAGCCAGCCCCUCCUCGAGGGGGGCUCCGGCGUGCACGGGCACAGCAUGAGCAUGACGAGCAUCGCCGAGGAGAAGGACUGAUGGGGCGGAAUCAUCGGAUGGGCAACCAAUCCCCACCAAACUUCACGACAUCUAAUAUCGCCCCGCACGUGCGCGACACGUCCUGCCUUGCCUGGCCGUGAUGCUGAUUAGCGGUUGGAGCCCCCGCGAGCAGCCGGGGGGACGAGCUCACCAACCAUCAUACAUUUGCUUACAUUUCACAUAUUUCUGAGAUACCACGAUGUUGUUACGCUUCCGGGUCGGGAUGACUAUCUAUCUACCUUGUCUGGGGUUAUUUAUGGAAGCAAAAUUUUUGGGAGACGGCAUAUAAGCGCCAGGAGCCUCCUGUUUUUUGGGUGGGAAAACGAGAUAACGUGCGCCUUGUUCACAUACUCUUACGGGGCAGGCGGAUGGGUCGGUCCUUGCUUGAUUAUUCUCAUGUGCGCAAGAAGACUCCCCGUGUUUGAUGGGGGUUCCCUAGCGGACGAACUCUCGGGAUGGCAGCCUUUGGAUUACUCAUUCUAGAUUUUAGACCAAUGGCUUUUUUCUCUUUUCUUUUUUUUCAUUGUUAUGUGUGAUUGAUUAAACGCUGUUCUGUGGGGCCGUUCAUCUGGACUGCUUGGAUCCAGGCGGGUUUUGGUGAGCGUGGCUUGUUGGGCGGCAUGAGCUUUGGCUCCUCUUGCUUGUGUUGUGUGCCGAUUCAAAGACUGGUUUUUUUGUUGGUUGGCGCGACUUGGGGGGUCUUGCCUCGUGCUCCUCCUACUUAUGACGGCUGGCCAUCAAGAUGGGGUUUCGAUACCCAGUCUGUCGCUGUUGGGAGUUGUCGAGCCGAGGGGGCCAAAAGUCUUACGCAGGGCGGUGCCGGCGUGCGUGCGUGUGUGUGAGAGACGGCGGUUGGGAAAAGGGAGCCUGGAGUUCUCGUGCCUGUGUGUGUCUGUGUGUGUGUGUGUGUUCCUGUUUUAUACCUACACCUACACCUUCCUUCUGCUGCUGUCUUGUGUGUUCUCUUCUUUUUUUCGUGUUUAUAACUUUUUUUUUGGAGAGCGCGCUCCGUUUUUACAUACCCCUUUUGGAUGAUAUGCCCUUAUGGCGGAUACACGUCGCCUUAUGCACGCAUGAAAUGAAAGAUGGAUUUGACUAA
Molecule: messenger RNA, 4986 nt
Organism: Diaporthe batatas
Lineage: Eukaryota; Fungi; Ascomycota; Sordariomycetes; Diaporthales; Diaporthaceae
Exons: 2
Coding region: 678-3887 (1069 amino acids)
Biological process (GO): regulation of DNA-templated transcription
Cellular component (GO): nucleus
Molecular function (GO): sequence-specific DNA binding; zinc ion binding; protein binding
Source: RefSeq, a predicted model, not a curated record